Molecule: messenger RNA, 2181 nt
Organism: Pseudoliparis swirei
Lineage: Eukaryota; Metazoa; Chordata; Actinopteri; Perciformes; Liparidae
Gene: pde9aa
Product: phosphodiesterase 9aa
Exons: 19
Coding region: 292-1818 (508 amino acids)
Biological process (GO): cGMP catabolic process
Molecular function (GO): 3',5'-cyclic-GMP phosphodiesterase activity
Source: RefSeq, a predicted model, not a curated record
UCGCGCGCGCAGACCCAGGAGUAGUGAAUGAAAAAGGCGGGCACGCGCGUGGACAGGCUUUAUGAGAUCCCGCAGAUAGCGACGCGACACAGCGGCGAGGGACACCGGCACGAAGAGAGUUUGAGUGUUCGACGGACAAACGGGGGCAGGUGGUGAUGUUGUCGGACCGGUGACUCAUUACCACCCACGGUUUGUUUAACGGCGGCGAGACGAGGACCGGAGCGGUGACCGGGAGCACGGAGCAGUAAAGCGCACAGCGAAGCGGCGGCGGCGGCAAGAAGAGAGGGCACCAUGGGCUCCGCUUCGUCCUCCUACCGGGUCAUCUACCUGGACGUGGACGGCAGGAUCCAGAAGGUGGUGUUCAGUAGACUCUGCAGCCCGUGUGACAUCAAGGAGCUGUUCUGUACAGCCCUGGGUGUGUCAAGGAACACCAACCUGUCCCUGCUGGAUUCUUCUGGAGCGAUGGUGUCCAUCGACCCCACCAUGCCACACAACACUGACAGGUCACCGUAUCGAGUGGUGCCGAUCACUGGAGGACUGGCUGAUAAAGAGGAACUCUUUCAGAAUGUGCUGACACAGGUAGCGGAGCAGUUCUCCAGGGCGUUCAAGAUCACCGAGCUGAAGACUGAGGUCACCAACCGUCUCGCCAUGUUGGAGAAGAGAGUAGAACUGGAAGGGAUGAAGGUGGUGGAGAUUGAGAAAUGUCGCAAAGACAUCAAGAAGCUCCGCGAGGAGAUGGCCUCCAGAAACAACAGUAACUACCUCGAAGACAAUAAGAAGCUCACCCCUCGCAGAGACGUGCCCUCCUACCCAAAGUACCAUCUGUCUAAGGAGACAGUAGAAGCUCUUAGAUUGCCUACAUUCGAUGCUUGGCAGUGGGAGCCUAAUGAGAUGCUGAGCUGUCUGGAACACAUGUACCAUGACCUGGGCUUGGUCACAGAGUUCAACAUCAACCCCAUCACACUCAAGAGAUGGCUGCUCUGUAUUCAUGACAACUAUAAGAAUAUCCCCUUCCAUAACUUCCGCCACUGUUUCUGCGUGACCCAGAUGAUGUACAGCAUGAUCUGCCUCUGCAGCCUGCAGGAGAAGUUCACGCAGGUCGACGUAAUGAUUCUCAUGACAGCUGCUGUGUGUCACGACCUCGAUCACCCCGGAUUCAACAACACGUACCAGGUCAACGCCAGGACCGACCUGGCCGUCCGCUACAACGACAUCUCCCCCCUGGAGAACCACCACUGUGCCGUAGCCUUCCAGAUCUUCUCUCAGCCCGACUGCAACAUCUUCUCCACCUUUGACCCCGAGGCCUUCAAACAGAUACGACAGGGGGCCAUCAACCUGAUCCUGGCCACGGACAUGGCCCGACACGGUGAGAUCCUGGACUCCUUCAAACAGAAAGUCGACAAGUUUGACUACGCAGACGAGGAGCACGCCACCUGUCUGAAGAUGGUGCUCAUCAAGUGCUGCGACAUCUCCAACGAGGUGCGGCCCAUGGAGGUGGCCGAGCCCUGGGUGGACUGCCUGCUGGAGGAGUACUUCAUGCAGAGCGACAGGGAGAAGACUGAAGGGCUUCCCGUGGCUCCGUUCAUGGACAGAGAGAAGGUCACCAAGCCGACCGCUCAGAUCGGCUUCAUCAAGUUCGUCCUCAUCCCGAUGUUUGAGGCUGUGAUGAAGCUGUUCCCACAGAUCGAGGAGGCGAUGGUGCAGCCGCUCAGAGAGUCAAGAAACCGAUACGAAGAACUCAAACAGAUCGACGACGCCAUGAACGAGGUGCAGAAGAAGAAAAACGAGACCUUGACCAUGGGAGCGAAGAAGAAGUAAAGAUGUUUUGAAAGCAUCAGUAGAGCACCAGAGUGGAGCACUGAGACAUAAAAUGAACUGGAGUUGUCGUUUCCAUCCCUCACUUCUUCUUCUGGCGGAGGACCAGCAUGUGAUCUCCGGUCCCCCACAGACGUGUCAUGAAGUGGACGUGAGACGGCGUUACAAACUACUGAUGGACUGGCGGACCAGACGGACAAUCCAAAGCCUCUUUCAGGACAUGGCAACUGAACUUCAGUGAACAAUAUUUAGAUACAGAUCUCGCAUUGUUUUUUAUUUAAAAAGGGUUGUUUUUUUUAACAAAUUGUACAGAUUUCUAGUGACCUUUGUUCUUUACUACAAAAAAUAAAAGGAUUACUUUCAUUA